AAGAAUGGAGAUGAGAAGAAGAUGGUGGGUGAGAAGGAUGGAGAUGAGAAGAAGAUGGUGGGUGAGAAGAAUGGAGAUGAGAACAAGGAGGGUGCAAACCGAAAGGGUGAAGCUCCUCCAUUCCCACCACUCCCGCCCAUGCCCCCACCACCCCCCAUCCCACCGCCAGCUGACAUGACGCCGCCGCCAUCUGCAGUGCCGACGCCACCGCCGCCAGUGCAGCCGACCAAGAAGCUAUCGGAGCUUGUGAAGCCACCAGUGAAGGCAUCCGGCCGGCCAAAAGAAAAGAAGAUGCCCAAGCCGCCAUACCCGCCACCCCCAGCCCCGGCAGCGAAGCUCAUCAAGGCGCACCCAAAACCAAAAUGGAGGUCCAAUGAGUGGGAACGUAUCAUCAAGGUCGAUGAUGAUGAGCAGACUGAUGACGCAUGGGGGGCGUGGAAGGGAGAUGACACCAAGAUCGACAAAAGCUGGACCAUGCCGUCCUGGGGCCAUGGUGGCUGGGGCACUCAUGGGUGGCAUGACCAUGCGGUCAAUCCAGGAUGGGGCGCUGCCGAUGCUGGUGGAUGGGGCCCUGGCGCUGGCUCAUCGACAGAUGGCCAGCAGUGGCAGCACGCCAUGAUGACGGCUGAGGGCCAGGGUUGGAGCAAGAUUCUGAGCUUGAAUGCAUCGAUGAGCUGGGGCAUGGAGAGGAACAAUGACAGCUGCACCAUCACGACCGUGGCCAAGGCAGAAUGCAUGCAGAUCGAGAAGCCGAAGCGCGUGCGAGAUGCUUCCAACCGACGCCGUGGAGGCUACAAAUAUCAGAAGCAGCUGCAGAACCGGAUGCGUGAGCAGGAAAGGAUUGAGCAAGCCGACCAGAUCAGCCAGGCUCUGAACAUCAUGGGGAGCCUGGCGCGAUCCUUGGAGACUGUCUUGGAUGA
Molecule: messenger RNA, 920 nt
Organism: Durusdinium trenchii
Lineage: Eukaryota; Dinophyceae; Suessiales; Symbiodiniaceae
Source: the annotation of a GenBank genome assembly